Messenger RNA from Spirometra erinaceieuropaei, 4557 nucleotides. NCBI's taxonomy places the organism in Eukaryota, Metazoa, Platyhelminthes, Cestoda, Diphyllobothriidea, Diphyllobothriidae. The record is from the annotation of a GenBank genome assembly.
AUGUCGGUAAGUUGUGUGUGGUCACAAGUUAAUCUGUGCGCAGGAGCCACCAUCGUCUGCUGAGCCAAGACCCAAUGAUGGAGAGUCGGACUCUGAAGCACAGCCAUUUGAGGACGAGUCUGCAGCAUUGUUGGGCGACGACAGUGAAGUGCAGGAAGAAACUGAAGGCGAAGAUCUGUUUCGUGACGAUAUGGAGCGCGACUACCGGUAAUUCGCUUUCCACUACUUAUACUUCGCAGCCCAAUACCGGAGCUCGAUGUUUAUGAACCGGAAGGAUUAGCAGAUGAUGAAGAGGUUUCCAGCCUUUCUCCGACUGCUAGGGCUGAGGCCGAACGCCAAAUGCGACAUCGCGAUCGUGCAGAACUACUGGCCACGGGAGGUCUCAGAAGAGAUAUUGUCGCAGGUUUCCAAGCCUUGUAUGCAUUGAUUUCCUAGACUUAUAUGGUGAAGAAGACGAGGAGGACAUUGUACCUGCAAGACGACGGCGAUUGGCCGAACGCGUGGCCGCUGGAACUGAUGUGGAAUUGUCAGAUUACACCGAGGCUUUGGAAAGCAUAGAAAACCUCGAAGACAUGAAGGGAAUGUCAGUCAACGAGUGGGUUCAACAGCCAGCCACACGACAAGAAAUUAAGAAUCGCUUCAAGGUCUUUUUACGAACCUUUUUGAACGAAAAUGACGUGAACGUCUACGCUGAACGCAUUGUUCAAAUGGCCCGAGAGAAUAGACAAAGUCUCUGCGUUGAUUAUCAGCAUAUUGCGGCAGCCGAGCAGGUUUUGGCCUACUUCCUACCAGAAGCCCCAUUCCAUAUGUUAGAGAUUUUCAACGAAGCUGCCCUUGAAGUUACCCUAGCUCGGUACCCUCGGUACGACCGCAUAAGCAGUCACGUGAACGUCAGAAUAGUCGAUCUUCCACUUAUCGAGGAUCUAAGAAGCCUUCGUCAUCUUCAUUUAAACCAACUAGUCCGUACCUGUGGUGUCGUGACCAGUGCAACCAGUGUGAUGCCUCAGUUAAGUUUGGUGAAGUACAAUUGUGUUAAAUGCUCAUGUAUCCUGGGGCCGUUUGUCCAGAACCAAGGCUCUGAGGUAAAACCAUCCACAUGCCCCGAUUGCCAGUCAGGUGGGCCUUUCGAGAUCAAUAUUGAGCAAGUAAGGCUGAGAUAUGGUCACUACGGCCUCCUUCUAGACGGUUUACAAAAAUUAUCAGCGAAUAACCAUCCAAGAAAGUCCCGGGAAGGUACCAGCCGGGCGACUUCCGAGGUCAAAGGACGCAAUCCUACUCGAUGAUUUGGUUGAUAGCUGCAAACCGGGUGACGAAGUGGUACGUUGUUACUUUGCCAAUAUUCCCUAGGAACUCACCGGUAUCUACACCAAUAGUUAUAGCAACUCUCUUAACGCGCAAACAGGAUUCCCAGUCUUCUCGACUAUCAUACACGCUAACAAUAUUGUCAGGAAAGAAGACAAGGUAUUUUCAGCUCUCCUGUUAUACAGUUUCUCUUAGCUGGUGCUCGGCAGCCUGACGGAUGAGGAUGUGCGAACGAUUAUGAAGUUGUCGCGUGAUGAAAGAAUUUCAGAAAGGAUCUUUGCCAGCGUCGCUCCCAGCAUCUACGGUCACGAGGACAUCAAACGUGCCAUCGCACUGACCUUAUUUGGUGGGGAACCUAAGAACCCCGGUUAGUUUGCCUACCUAACAUACUUACCGGUUGCCAGGUGAAAAACACAAAAUUCGCGGUGAUAUCAACGUUCUUCUGUGCGGCGACCCCGGUACCGCUAAGUCACAGUUUUUGAAGUACAUCGAACAGGUGGCCCCUCGUUGCGUCUUUACAACAGGCCAAGGCGCAAGUGCCGUUGGCUUAACUGCCUACGUUACCCGUAAUCCAGUAUCAAAGGAGUGGACUCUAGAGGCAGGUGCUCUUGUUCUAGCUGACAAGGGCGUUUGCCUGAUUGAUGAAUUCGAUAAGGUCAGUUCUUAAGUCUUGCUUCAAAAUCUGUUUAAACCUAUCUGAGGGCGUGUCCGCGUUGACGAACGUUUGUUUUUACUCACCAGAUGAAUGACCAAGACCGAACCUCCAUCCACGAGGCUAUGGAACAACAGAGUAUAUCCAUAAGCAAAGCAGGGAUCGUGACCAGUCUUCAGGCGCGUUGCAGUGUCAUCGCCGCAGCCAAUCCAAUUGGAGGUCGUUAUGACCCGAGCAUGACCUUUUCCGACAACGUUGAUUUGAGUGAGCCAAUCCUCAGUCGAUUCGACAUUCUCUGUGUCGUUCGGGACACGGUUGACCCAGUCCAAGACGAAAUGUUGGCACGAUUUGUUGUUGGAAGUCACAUGCGGCACCACCCUAAUCUGACAGCUGAGGAGCAAGUGCAGUUAGUAGAACAGUUGGCCAGUCUGGGCGCCACAACAUCAAGUUCAGAGGCCAGCGCAGCUGAAUGUCAGCCACUCUCUCAGGUAAGUAACGGCUAUGUGUGACUUUCUGUCGUGGGUCAUGAAAGUGGUUACGAGUAAGUUGUUUGCGCCUCGUUUAGUGGCUAUCGCAGGAAAUCACUGCAUCAUUUCCUCUCCUGACCUUUUUGGCACCGGACAUUUAAAAGCUUUCUUUAAAAAAACAUUUGGGUUGCCUCUGUGCUCUUAACACUAUGCGUCCGUCUCAGAAUCCGCUUGCCUUUCUGGAGUGCACUACUGGUGUGCGUAACUCCCACUUGCGUAUCCACCGAAAUUACAAUAGCUCACUUCGUAUAGUCCGACCUAUCGUGCCCCUUGUAUAAAGACCUAGUUUAUGUAUAACAGGCAAUCAUAUGCGGUGUCAUUAUUGCCUCAAAAAUCGUAGUGUAACACCCUUCGCACACCAGAGGUAUUAAUUCCCUCACCAUGAAUUGGUUGCGAAGGCUUUCCAAUGCCCGCUGAUACAGGUGUUUUGUACAUAUUAUUAAUGUAAUUAUAGCCUGUCUCUACUAGAAAUAGUGUGCUUGAAUAUGUUCCUGCGACCAUCUUUCAGGAGUUGCUGAAGAAGUACAUACUAUAUGCGAAGGAAAGGAUACACCCCAAGCUUAACCAAAUGGACCAGGAUAAGGUGGCAAAGGCCUAUGCUGACCUCCGUCGUGAAUCGAUGGUAAGUUAGACUGUCUCAUUAUUGUAAUCCCAUUAAGGCCACGGGAAGUAUACCAAUCACCGUACGCCACAUUGAGUCCGUGGUAAGGAUGGCCGAAGCCCACGCGCGCAUGCACCUCCGCGAGUACGUGAACGAAGACGACGUUAACGUCGCGCUGCGUACGGUUUUGGAGUCGUUUGUGUCAACACAAAAGUAUGGAGUGAUGAAAUCUAUGCGACAGGUACGCUUUGUCAUAUUUUCAGUUUUUCCGCAUCUCGACAAUUCAGCGAUUCUAAUCACAGUUUUGCUGGCUUUGAGGGUACACUAAGGUAGCUUUGGUCUUAUGGGCUAAUGACGAUUCCUUUGGCUUGGGUUCAGAAAGCUGCAAAUGGGCAAGAACUUCCUGACAGUGGUUCUAGAUUAAGCCCCAAGUUGCAACGGGACGACAACGCCUUGUAACCUGUUUGAUGUGCCCACUCCUCACGAUAGUGAAUGUUCCCAAUCACAACCGACAGGACAACGGGCCCUUGGCUCACUGGCAGUGUCGGACAUAUCAUUACCCAAUAAACAGGCCAUCGGAGUUAGAAUCUCAGCUCUUGCGAACGGUUGGGCUUGACUGACUGAAGACGAUCAAUAAACCAGAACUGGCCAUCCCAGUCCGUUGCAUACACAUAAGCCAAUUUCACAGCCUUAUCCCCUCGAUGCAGCCCACUUUAAGGUUCCCUUAACUACAUAGCCCCUUUCUUCUUUGAAAAAAAGGUCAGAUUGACAGUACGUCCGCCGCAAAGGCCGCCUGUUUGGUCGUGUCGUGUAUGUUCCGGCCUGUGAGCCUUUUUCUACCUUCAUAGAUCGCAGCAGCACUAAAAGCGCUUUCCUGACCGUCGUGUACGUUUCUGGACGACUUGCUGUCCUUUUUUUUAUAGCAAACAGUAAAUCUAGUGCCUGUCGACGUCGACUCAAUCUCGGACAUUGUCUGCUUCGUCGUCUUGUGACUGAGCAGAUAGUUACUUGUUCGCCAUCUCUGCCGUCAUAGAAUACAGUUAGUUUGCUCUGAUGAUCCCGCCAGACCGCCAUUUCAGCGCACGGCUUACGAAUAAAAAUCACCAAUAGUCAGUAUCAAGUGAAUAUCAAGCGAAUUGCGAUACAUGUUCUGCCCUUCAGAAUUAAUUUUACUUUGCUUAACUCCAACUCCUUACCCGCUUUAGAAGUUCUCACGCUUCCUAAGCUAUCGUCGUGACAAUCAGGAGCUGAUACUCUUCUUGCUCAAACAACUAGUACAUGAUCGGACUGCUUUUGAGCGUUCGCGCCACAUCGACGAUGAGAGCUGGCAAAUUGAGAUUCCCGAGCAGGAUUUGGCCAACAAGGCGAAACAGGUCAAUAUUUCAUCGGUUCGCGCGUUUCUUUCCAGCGAACUCUUCACUGCCCAUCAUUUCACGUACGAUGCCGGUCGUAAAAUGAUCAUCUAUACUGUGUAG